AUGGCGACCCAUUCCCAGCCAUUGAAUGACUCCUCUUCUAAUAGCUCAGAUCCCUUAUUCACUGGCCUGGAUCUCCUCUUUGAGCUGAAGCCCCUUUUCAUUCCUUUAUAUGCCCUGUUGGUGAUAGUUGCCUGCACUGGGAAUCUUCUCCUCCUCUUUCUCAUCAGCUUCACCAAAAAGCUGCACAGCACCACUAACUUCCUUAUUGGGAACUUGGCAGCUGCUGAUCUGAUUAUGUGCAUUUUCUGCGUUCCUCUGACAGCCAUGUAUGCCUUUGAAAGUCGUGGGUGGCUUUUUGGAGUGUUCAUGUGCUACUUUGUCACCCUUAUGCAAGGGGCUACCGUAUUUGUGUCUGUCCUGUCACUCACAGCCAUUGCCGUUGAUCGAUAUAUUGUGAUUGUGUAUCCCAUUCGCCAAAGGGUGAGAUGCAAGUCCUGUGCCUAUAUUGUGGCUGCUAUUUGGCUCCUGUCUCUUGUGAUCUCUCUACCGACCUACUUACAUACCCAUUACCUGGAUCUCAACACCAUUGGCCAUGACAUGAUCAUCUGCGAAGAAAUCUGGCUGCACCAUAAGACAGAGAGACAGCUGUAUUCCUGCCUGAUGCUCCUCCUGUCUUACAUGCUCCCACUUUCUGCUGUGUCGGUCUCUUACUGUGCCAUUUCUUACCAUCUCCAGAAGAGAAACAUCCCAGGAGCCAUAUGCCACAACCAAGAAAAGCGGACUAAAAAAAAAGAAAAGACCUUUCAGAUCCUGGUGGUUUCAGUUCUGUGUUUUGCUCUUUGCUGGCUCCCUCUCCAGGUGGUUAAUUUAAUUAGAGAUAUUGAUGAAGAGUUUGCUAUCCUAGACAAGCGAUAUGUGAAUGUCAUCCAAGUUUCAUGCCAUGUGACUGCCAUGAGUUCAGCCUGUUUUAAUCCUUUCAUUUAUGCUUCCCUCCAUGAGAAAUUCAGACUCCAUAUUAGGAACUAUUUUUAUCACAGGAAGAAGUCAAGCCUCAUAUCCUGCAAGACCUCACGGCUAAAUACCUGCUCUACUUUGGCAGACAAUAACCCUGCGGGGGUCUCAGAAAAAAUUGCACUGCAAACAGAACCCAAACACCAUUUCUUUGGGCCAAUACAAAGAAGCUUGUAA
This is a messenger RNA of Python bivittatus (Burmese python), 1128 nucleotides long. RefSeq names its product prolactin-releasing peptide receptor-like. NCBI's taxonomy places the organism in Eukaryota, Metazoa, Chordata, Lepidosauria, Squamata, Pythonidae. The record is from RefSeq and is a predicted model, not a curated record. Gene Ontology annotation, biological process: G protein-coupled receptor signaling pathway. Gene Ontology annotation, cellular component: neuron projection; plasma membrane. Gene Ontology annotation, molecular function: neuropeptide binding; neuropeptide Y receptor activity.